CACAAAUCUGACUACUUAGCUAGCUAAACUUGCAGAUCAAAAUAUUUGUGCCUCCUGGCUCCUACUAUUGUGUUGUAUUUGCACAAGAUUAGCAUGAUAGCAUUGACUUUCAACUUAAUAUUUCGUACUUCAUUCAAAGUUUAUUAAAAUAAUAUUAAUGCUACAGAGAAAUACAUAUAGAUAAUUGUGUAUUUUUAAUAACAUCAGAAUAUCGAAAAGAAAUUAAAUAUUUGAUUACGGAACACUAGAAAAAUUUUAGAGUACCGCGAUAUGCAUCACAGAGAUGAGUGGCGUGUUAACUAGGUGCAGAGUUAGCUCGGAGCAACUGCAUCUCCUUCUAUCGUUUAUGGAAGAGCACCGCGACUUCGCGGCGGGAAAACAAUCCAUAUACUCCAGAUUCAGCGCAUGUAAAUUGUGGCGGCUAUUAGCCGAAAGGCUUAACGCGGCUGCUGAAGAGUCGGGAGGAGCUCGUAAAUCACCUGACAAGUGGUGUCGGUUUUGGGCAGAUAUAAAAUAUAAAGCACGUAAGAAGUCAGCAGCUGGUGGAGCACUUGGUGAUUUAUCCAGUGUUGAAGAACGCUUACAAAAUCUUCUUGGUACUAAAUCAAGUGACUCUGGUGCAGGCACUCGUGGCGGUAGUCACUCGGACGAGGAGCGCAAGCCGGCACUGGACGAGGACAUGUAUUCGGAGGGAUCUGGUACAGGCGCAGCUGACGCUCCGCGUCUCGCUACCGAGGAGUUGCUGGCCGAGGCGGCCAUGCGCAGCGCGCUCGCAGCCGAGAAGCAAGCUGAGGCCGUGGCGCAGGCCGUGGAACUGCUGCGCGAUCUCGUCGUGCUAUUGCGCGAGCGUACUGCGCCUGUCGCGCCUGCACACGCACCCUCCCACGCACCGCACGCACCUCCCGCACCCGAUCACGCGCUUGCCAUGCAGCACCACCAUCAUCGACUCUGAUCUAUGUAGCUACACUCAAUCAAUAUCAAUAUAGCUAUUUAACAAAUA
Messenger RNA from Vanessa tameamea, 1000 nucleotides. RefSeq lists its product as uncharacterized. NCBI's taxonomy places the organism in Eukaryota, Metazoa, Arthropoda, Insecta, Lepidoptera, Nymphalidae. The transcript is spliced from 3 exons. Bases 284 to 952 code for a protein of 222 amino acids. The record is from RefSeq and is a predicted model, not a curated record.